AUGGGGCUUGACAAGGUGUAUCAUCGUCAUGGACGGGUUGACCUCGUACCGCUGCCUGCAGAUGGUCCAGAUGAUCCGCUGAAUUGGCCUUCGUGGCGAAAGCACGUAGUCCUAUUCCUCGUGUCCUUCCACGCCUUCCUGGCCAUCUUCUCGUCGGCCAUCAUCAUCCCCGCCUACUUCAACUUCGCGCAAGAAUUCGACGUCUCGGUGACUCGGGCAUCUUACUUAACCGCGGUUCACAUCGUUUUCCUCGGCGUCAGCCCGGUGCUAUGGGGCCCCCUGUCCGCGCGCUAUGGUCGUAGGCCGCUCUACCUCUUCUCGAGCAUCGCCAGCGCCGCGUGCACCCUCGGUGGCGCGUAUUGCCGCUCGUACGGCACGCUGAUGACGACGAGGGUGUUUCAGGCGAUCUGCGUCAGCCCUCCUUUGGCUAUCGGAGCCGCGACGGUCAAAGAGGUGUUUUUCCAGCACGAGAUUGGACAGAAGAUGGGGGUAUGGACGUUGCUGGUGACCAUCGGCCCGCCCCUUGGACCUUUGCUUGGAGGCUUCAUCGUGCAGAACAAAGGAUGGCACUGGCUGUUCUACCUUCUCGCGAUCCUCAGCCUCGCCCUCUUUUUCGGCUACUUAUUCUUCGGGCCCGAAACGCUCUACAUGCGGCCGUCGCGUACACCCGAUAACCUGCCAGCAUCUGGCUCCUCCGAUACCCUGACCACGCCGUCCACCGGCUCCGGUCAGACAUGGUCAGCCUACGUCCGAUUCCGUCGCAUCGACCCGCGGCCGCUCCGCCCGGCCGAGUUCGUGCGGCCCUUCCGGAUGGCCCUGCGCCCGCCCGUGCUGCUCUGCACGAUCGCGUACAGCGUCGCGUUCGCGUACGCGGGGGUGCUGCUCACCGUGCUCGUGCCGCAGUUCUUUGGAGCCAAGUUUGGGCUGGACGCGGCGCAGGUCGGGCUCCAGUUCGUCGCGCUCGUGAUCGGUGCCGUGCUCGGGGAGCAGGUGGCCGGGUACGGCAGCGACCGGCUCGUGCGCUGGCGAUCCGCGAAAGCUGGGGGAGCUCGGGAGCCGGAGAUGAGGCUGCCGGCGAGUUAUCCGGGCUUUGUGUUGGCUGCGGUCGGGCUCGUGAUUUGGGGGGUGAGGUUGCAGCAGGCGAAGGAGGGGAGGUGGAACGUGACGCCCGACGUUGGCGGCGGGAUCGCGUAUUUCGGGCUGCAGCUCGUGACGACGCCGGUGUAUGCGUAUUGUCUCGAAACGUACAAGGAGGACGCGGCCGCGGUGGCGACAUUCGUGCUCGUGGUCAGGCAGGUCAGUUACUAUUACUCAAAGGGCUCAUGCUCGUGUUUUCUGUUUGUCGAUUUGGCGAUCGCUGUCAUGGCGGGCUCUAGUCGUGGCUCUCCUGCUGCAUGGACUUGCUUUCGCCGUAGUUCAUUCCUCUGGGCUUAGAUUUGCCUUGCCGCGACGGUAUUUGCUGAUACAUUUUGCUCCUGUGGUUAGGUCUUCGGCUUCACGGUGCCAUUUUACGCGGCGGGCGCGGCGGAGCGUUUGGGCGACGCGAAGUUCAC
Punctularia strigosozonata HHB-11173 SS5 is the source of this 1553-nucleotide messenger RNA. RefSeq names its product MFS general substrate transporter. Gene Ontology annotation, biological process: transmembrane transport. The coding region runs from base 1 to 1434 and encodes 477 amino acids. The record is from RefSeq and is a predicted model, not a curated record. The transcript has 5 exons. Gene Ontology annotation, molecular function: transmembrane transporter activity. NCBI's taxonomy places the organism in Eukaryota, Fungi, Basidiomycota, Agaricomycetes, Corticiales, Punctulariaceae.